CAAAGCCUAUCGGAUGUUCUUUCUUUUUAUCACCCGGAUUUGUGCAAGUCGUGGAUUUUUUCUCCGUUGUGUUUAUUAGUUAAUGCACUUGCUUAAUCUUGUCACUGUAUAAGUGUAUUCGCUGUACAAUGGAAUGCAGCACCAACGAGUUGAGCGGCUCUGGCAGCGGCAGCCUCAUCGGCCGUUGCCCAUAUCGCACCGUUCGUGCCAAAGGAGUAGGCGGAGUCCAGCAGCUUCCAAUGAAGAAGGCUGGCACCAAACAGCGUCUGACCAGACAGAAGCGCGAUAAGUCCUUGACUCUGGCUGCCGCUCGUAGUGCCCCAACAUCCCCAGUGAAGAUGACUCCAGUGCCCAAGUGUAUGACCACCAGGAAUCAGGCUCGGAGGCAGACUAUAACAGCAGCUACCAAUAAAUAUGCAAACUCAGAUCGACCAGUGGACGAUAUCUAUCCACGUCCAAAAGCUCCGACUACGGCUACGUCACAGUCCAAGCCAGGCAUUACCAUUUCGGGUCGCGGUAGCGUCGUGGGCAGAACUGGCAAGAUCCCAGUCUCAAGUCCAAAGCCAAGCAGUCAAGGCUUAGUCUCGGUUAAAGCUUUACCACCACGCUCAAGCCAAGUUUCAACAUUAAAACCAUUCGCCAAGGCAACCCCUGCCUCCACAUCCAGCUCUAUGACGGCGUCCACCGUGGUUGUGCCCUCCACGCCCACAGUCUCAAGCAGCAGCCAGGUGACUGCCAGUCCAUUGGCGAGCACGGUCGGAGCUGAAGUGGGAACCACCACGACUAGCUCUUUCGUGACAGUAAAAUCCAGAGGCGAGAAAGAAAUGCAGACAGAGCGCCUGGACAUAUUCACUGAUCAGCACUUUUUAGAGAUUGUACGCCCACAGAUGGCGGAAAUGAAUCCCCGCCAGAAGUUAAACUUCAAGAAAAAGGUACUCCAUUCCUUAAUAGAAACCUUUGAUGAUGCCACUGACUUCCCAAAUGCUGAGGAGCUACAGCACUUCAACAUUAAUACACCUUCUGGCUUUGAAGACGUCUCGGAUGGUGAGAUGCGCCUGAUGCGAGAGCUAGCGAGUCUGGUUUGUUCCGCCAAGCGCUCGGACGCAAUCUCAAAGUCCACUCCUCUGCCUGUCGUCGCGGACACUCUGCGCCCGGUGGUUCAACCCAAAACCCCAGCUCCUGUGCCAGUUCCACAACCGUGCUACGUCAUUCGGCGCACCACCACACAGGGCAAAGUAGUAAACGUGGUCACGUCUCCGGAGGAGAAGGAGAAGGAGAUCGGGCGCAACGCCAAGCCGAGCGGCGCGGUCACGAUCGUCAGUCUCGGUGUUAAUAGCCCCACGGAGGAGCUGGGCAAGAAGAGCGCCAGCAACUGUUCCGGGGCCAGCGUCAGUCGUGUUUCCCGGGCUCCUAUGGGUGGAUCCAGGAAAGUCACAGAGGGCGCCUCCCCGAUGAACACCCCAUUCGGCUCGACCCCACCACAGGUGUUGCUCGCUAAGCACGGACCCCUCAAGGUACGCACAAAGCCCAGUGAAUUCUCCGUCUGCGAGCCCAUGCUGACUUUGGGUCCGAAACCCGGCAACACAAACAUGAGGAAUCUCACGGAUGAAGUCAAGCGUCGCCGGAGCCCCGACCCGGGCAUGGUCCCAGACUACCAGCGGCCCCGCUACUCCAGGACCGUCGCACCUGGCCCCGGAUCUAUAGCUGGCCAAGCAGCAGCUGCCGCUGCCCCACACGACAGAAAGAUGAGGAAGUCGACAGGUAGCGUAUCCGCCAGCCAGGAGCAGCCCCCGCCGCCCGGCUUGGCUCUCAAAGGCCUCUUGCAGCCCAAGCCGGCCACCGGGUCCCCCCUGUCAGGUGGGCCCGGCCUUUCCCUGAAACGGAGCCUUCCCUUGGCCAACGCCCAAAAAAGCAUGGCUGAUGUGGUAGCCGAUCCGCAAGAGCAGGAAAUGCGUCGAACCCAAGGUUCAGAAGAGUAUACGGAGACCGCUGGUACCAUCGCAGCCGAUGACUUAUCGGGCUUGCUGAAGGAAGAUUUUGACGACAUUUUGGGCAUGUAAGGCAAUCCGAGAGUCCGAAUAAACCUUGACGCAUGCUUGAGAUAAUACAUUUGAAUACUAUACAUUUAUAGUCCCAAAAGAACACUGAAAGUUUGUAUGACAACAUUUUUAAUUUUCUAUUCGUAUAAUUGAUUCCAAUACUUGACAUUCGGAUAACCAUUAAAUACAUCACACGAAUGAGUUAUGAAAUUAUAUACAUAGAUGACUGUCUAUUUGGACACUCGAGUAUGUACAAUACAGUAUAAAUGACGUGUGUAUUAACUAUCAACUGACAAUUUGUGGUUAAAUCAAAUUCUUAAUUCUUUUCAAUCCUUGAUUUUUUGCAUUCAUUUAAAUAAAAGUUGUGAACAUUGUAAACAUUGCAA
Drosophila pseudoobscura is the source of this 2425-nucleotide messenger RNA. RefSeq names its product flocculation protein FLO11-like. The record is from RefSeq and is a predicted model, not a curated record. Bases 129 to 2060 code for a protein of 643 amino acids. The transcript is spliced from 2 exons. Gene Ontology annotation, molecular function: DNA binding. NCBI's taxonomy places the organism in Eukaryota, Metazoa, Arthropoda, Insecta, Diptera, Drosophilidae.